GUCUGCAUGCCUCAGAAGCUGGAAAAACACAAUUUACGUUGUGUAACUAUAUUUCUGAUAGCAGAAGACCGAGCAAAAACUUAGAGAAAUUGAGGAAAGAACUAGAAAGACAGACAAAAGAAACAAAGAUACUACAGGAAGAAGUAGAGCUUGCUACCAAAUUAACAAUGGACAAAUUCAACUGGAAUUUCAAUGAGGAUAGAAGUUCAGAUCACAAUGAGUUCUCAACUAGCCCUAAUGACAAGACAGAAGCAGACAGUUCUUUUACAACAAGCUUCACAAAUGUGAAAUCUCCUUUUCGUAGUUCAAUGCUUCAGGCUUCUAUCUCAAAAGCCCAUCGUAACAAAUCACCACAGACUACUAAAUAUGACCUGGAUUUGGUUGUAUCCAGAAAGAGCCCCCUGUUCUCUGGACCGCCAUGUGUGGAGAAGUCAAUGGAUGACUGUGCACAUGAGAGUCUUCAAUAUCAUGAACAGCCAAGGUGUAAUAUUAGACGAUCUGUGGUAGAUUUGCAGUGUAAAUUACAGGAAUUACAAUCAGAAAGAGAUAACCUGAUGAAUCUCAGGUUUAAAGAAAGUCAGGACCAGGGAGAAUUGAUAUGCAAGCUACACAACACAGUGCAAGACCUUGAAACAGUUAAUCGAAUGCAAGAUGAUAAUGUUCGAGAUGCAAACACUCAAAUUGAGCAACUGAGGAAAAAGAUACAUAUCUAUGAUGCUGUGCUAAAUGAUAUCCAUCAAGCACUGUUGCAUUAUGAGGAGCGCACUGGCAAGAAAAUAUAUGAACACAAAAAUCUCUCUUGCCUUCCUGUCCAGAAUAUGGGCACAGCAGUGGAUAAAAUUCUGAGAGAUGCAGAUGCUGACAUUUCCUACCUCAAAGGAAGACUUGGACCAAUGGAAGAACAGCUGGCAAACCUGAAAACUGAAGCUCAAAACCAACCUGAAGCUUUGCUUAAGCCACAAGAAGAGCGAGACCAGGCCAAGAAUCAGAGCACAAUGUACUCACGGCAGCUUACAGAAUUGGAGACCACAGUCUGCCAACUGCGAUCUGAAUUACGAGAAGCAAAAAGGAUGUAUGAAGAAAAGGCUGACUAUUGUAAACUUGAAGAGGACCUCAAAGUGGCAAAAGAACAAAACCAGAAGCUGUGGGAACGUGGUGCAAGUAAUAGUCUCUCUGUUGAAAACUUGGAGCGGGAAUUGGAGUGCAAAAAUCAAGAAAUUCUGCGACUAGAUGGUAUGAUAAACUCUUUGAAGGAGCAGUACCAGCAUCAGUUGCAAUGUCAGGCAUCAUUAGAGGAACAAAGAAAUGAAGACCAAGAGAAAAUCAGGAACUUAGUCAAACAGUAUGAGAACUGCAAGGAACAACUUUGUAAAACUGGAGAGGAGCUUAAUAAGACGAAACAGCAACUUGACCAAACAGAAAUAACUAUCUGCCAGUUGGGGGAGAAAAUAAAAGAAAAGGACAGAUGUCUGGAAAAUGAAAUCGCAGAAAAAGGUAAACUGCAACAUGAAAUUGAUGAAAAGUGCCAAAGGAUUCAUAGGAUGAAAAUAGCAGAGGAGACCAUUUGUGAUCAAUUUGAAGAAGCAGUUACCCACUUAAAGAAAAUGCAGUGUGAUAAUGAUUCACUGAAAAUGGAGUUGAAUGAGAAAAACAAGAUGCUUGCCACUUUGCGACAGGAAAUGGAAAGCAUUUCUGAAAUGGCAUCACAACAGAGCUGUGCAUCUGAGGCACUAGAGCGUGAAAGAAAACAACUUCAGUCCGAUAUAGAUUGUCAAAACCAGAAGAUUCAAGAGUUAAAGACUGAAUUGGAUCACAAAGAAUCACAAAUGCAAGAACUAAAGGCACAUCUCUCUGAGUUGGAAAAGGAGAAAAUUAAGUUAGUAAAUUCUGCAACUCAGCAAAUGUCUGAAUUGAGAGAUUUGUUACAGGAAAAGGAAGUGCUUGCAAAUGAAUUAAAUCUCAUCCAGAAUCAAAUGGCUGAAUUGAAAGAGGAGUAUGAAAAUUUACAGAGGACCUACACGUGCAAAGCUGAAGAGUAUGACUGGGCUACAAACAAACUUAAAGCUCAGCUGAAAACAACCCAAACUGAUCUUGAGCAAACCAGGGAGGCGAUGAAAGUACUCGAAGGAGCAGAUACCCAUGCAAUGAAAGUUGCCGUGGGAAUGCAAAAGCAGAUCACAGCCAAGCGUGGGCAAAUUGAUGCACUUCAGAGCAAGAUCCAGUACCUAGAAGAAGCUUUAGAGAAUUCUGAAAGGGAGAAAUGCUACCUAAAGGAAGAGAAGGUUCGCCUAACUAAAGAACUUGCCUGUAUUGUAUCGGAAAGAAAUAAAAUUGCUGGAGAGCUGGAUAGUCUUAAAUCUCAAGAAAAAUGUUUGAAGGAAAAGCUGGUCAGACUGGAGGCAGCAUUAGAAAAGGCCUGCCUUAGGUUUUCUGAUUGUCAGUCAGUUAUUCAGCGACAGGAACAGGACUUCAUGCGCUUAAAGCUGCAGCACGCCUUGGAAGUGAAGGAGCUACAAGGUCCAGGUUUUAAUAUUGGUCAAUGUUCAAAUACUCGAGUCUAUCCCCCUCCAGUAUGUGUUAAUCCAACAUCUUCCCGGCCAUCUGCAGGAUACCUCUCUUCUGCUGUGUCCAGGAGCAGCUGUCUUCAAGAGGACUUGAACCCUGAUUUAAAAAAUCUUCUAAUGGAUCUUAAGAGUUCAGCCUGUGAUGGGUGUAACAGAUCAAGCAGCAUAAAUUACACUGAAUGUGAAGGAGAAAGAGCAUCGAGGAAUAUGCAUGCAGUGGAUGACUUGAGUACAGAAGUUUGUAUGGAAAGAGGAACACAUGAUACCUGCUUCAGCAAACCACUCAUCACAGAUGAGUGGUCCGUGCUACACCUCCUCCCCCAAGCAUCAGAGUCCAGAAAGAUCACCGAAUACAGAAGGGAAAAUACAGCUGUUAAUGACCUUUGCUCUUCAAGGACCAGCUACAUGUCAUCACCGUAUUCGGAAAAUGAACUUCACUUCCAUAACAAUACUGACCAGAUGGAUGUUGCAGGACAGGCCUGCAAGAAACUGCAGAACAAGCUGGACGGUCUGCAAAACUUGGUGGAAGAUCUUCAGCUGAAGAAUCAUGAAAUGUCCUCCAUGAUCAGAAACCAAGAGAAGAGGAUAAAGAGAGUAAAAGACAGAGAGAAAAUGCUAAAGAAGUGAAGUCCAUGUUUUUGCAUUUUAUUCUUUUGACUUGCUGCAGUACACAAAAUAAAACCUGCUGCUAUUUAAUACCUUGUGAAACCCAUUCUGUUCA
Molecule: messenger RNA, 3285 nt
Organism: Hemiscyllium ocellatum (epaulette shark)
Lineage: Eukaryota; Metazoa; Chordata; Chondrichthyes; Orectolobiformes; Hemiscylliidae
Product: coiled-coil domain-containing protein 158-like
Exons: 22
Coding region: 168-3191 (1007 amino acids)
Source: RefSeq, a predicted model, not a curated record